This is a messenger RNA of Seriola dumerili (greater amberjack), 5148 nucleotides long. RefSeq names its product ATP citrate lyase (gene aclya). The transcript has 29 exons. Gene Ontology annotation, cellular component: cytosol. Gene Ontology annotation, molecular function: ATP citrate synthase activity. Gene Ontology annotation, biological process: acetyl-CoA biosynthetic process; tricarboxylic acid cycle; fatty acid biosynthetic process. NCBI's taxonomy places the organism in Eukaryota, Metazoa, Chordata, Actinopteri, Carangiformes, Carangidae. Bases 210 to 3488 code for a protein of 1092 amino acids. The record is from RefSeq and is a predicted model, not a curated record.
UCUCCACAGGCGGCGAGAGUGGAGCAGCACCGCUGAGCAAACACCCACACCAGGACACGACGUACUUCUACAACUGCCAGAGGAAGAUAAAAAACAUUCAAAAAGCAAGCCAUCCAUCAUCAACCGUGUGUCAUCUGGACUGGUGUUAUUGUUGUUGUGGAGCAGAGAUACUUAAUUCCUCUGGCAGGUCGGUCUAGACUAAAGCAGUCAUGUCAGCCAAAGCUAUCUCCGAGCAGACAGGGAAGGAGUUCCUGUACAAGCACAUCUGCACGUCGGCGGCUGUCCAGAACAGAUUCCGCUAUGCCAACGUGACAGCUGAGACUGACUUUGACCGACUGGUGCAAGAGCACCCAUGGCUGCUCACAGAGAGGCUGGUGGUGAAGCCAGACCAGCUGAUCAAGAGGCGAGGGAAGCUGGGCUUGGUCGGCGUCAACCUGGACCUGAAUGGCGUCAAAGAGUGGCUGAAGUCCCGCCUAAUGAAAGAGACAGUGGUGGGAAAAGCCAAGGGCAUUCUCAAGAACUUCCUCAUCGAGCCAUUUGUCCCCCACAAGCAGGAGGAGGAGUUCUACGUGUGCAUCUACGCCACCCGGGAGGGAGACUACGUGCUGUUUCACCAUGAGGGAGGGGUGGACGUAGGAGACGUGGAUGCCAAGGCAAAGAAGCUGCUAAUUGCGGUGGAUGAAAAGAUCAGCGAAGAAUCUGUGAAGAAAGAGCUGCUGACUCACGCACCAAAUGACAAGAAAGCGGUCCUGGCCAGCUUCAUUGUUGGACUCUUUAACCUGUAUGAAGACCUGUUCUUCACAUACCUGGAGAUCAACCCAUUGGUGGUCACAAAAAAUGGAGUUUACGUGCUGGACAUGGCAGCCAAGAUUGAUGCCACGGCUGACUACAUCUGCAAGGCCAAGUGGGGUGACGUGGAGUUCCCUCCACCAUUCGGCAGGGAGGCCUAUCCUGAGGAGGCCUACAUUGCCGACCUGGACGCCAAGAGUGGUGCCAGCCUUAAACUCACCCUGCUCAACCCCCGAGGCAGGAUCUGGACCAUGGUGGCAGGAGGAGGUGCCUCAGUGGUGUACAGUGACACAAUCUGUGACCUGGGCGGCGUCAACGAGCUGGCCAAUUACGGGGAGUAUUCAGGAGCGCCGAGCGAACAGCAGACCUAUGACUAUGCCAAAACCAUCUUGUCGCUGAUGACCAGAGAGAAGCACCUCGAUGGAAAGGUUUUGAUCAUCGGCGGAAGCAUCGCAAACUUCACAAAUGUUGCAGCAACAUUUAAGGGGAUUGUCAGAGCCAUCAGAGACUAUCAGGUGCCACUAAAGGAGCAUGAGGUCACCAUUUUUGUCCGCCGUGGAGGCCCCAACUACCAGGAGGGUCUCAGAGUGAUGGGAGAAGUUGGCAAGACCACUGGGAUCCCCAUCCAUGUCUUUGGCACAGAAACUCACAUGACAGCCAUUGUCGGCAUGGCACUGGGCCACCGGCCAAUCCCCAACCAGCCUCCUGUUGCCGCCCACACUGCCAACUUCCUGCUCAACUCCAGCGGCAGCACAUCGACUCCAGCAUCCAGCAGGACUGGUUCUUUCUCUGAAAACAGAGCCAGAGUUGAGGGCUCACCAGCCAAGAAGGUCAAAUGUGGAGCUCCUAUUGCCAAGGCAACUUCCCUCUUCAGCAAACACACCAAGUCCAUAGUGUGGGGUAUGCAGACUCGGGCUGUACAGGGGAUGCUGGACUUUGACUAUGUCUGCUCCAGAGAGGAGCCGUCUGUCGCAGCUAUGGUCUACCCGUUCACUGGAGACCAUAAACAGAAGUUCUACUGGGGCCAUAAAGAGAUCCUCAUCCCUGUGUAUAAGAACAUGGGUGACGCCAUGAAGAAGCACCCAGACGUGGACGUGCUAAUCAACUUUGCCUCUCUGCGUUCGGCCUUUGAUAGCACCAUGGAGACCAUGCAGUACCCACAGAUUCACACCAUUGCCAUCAUCGCUGAGGGCAUCCCUGAAGCCCAUACCAGGAAGAUCAUCAAGGCAGCAGAUGAGAAGGGAGUGACAAUCAUUGGACCAGCAACUGUUGGGGGAAUCAAGCCGGGCUGUUUCAAAAUAGGGAACACAGGAGGCAUGCUGGAUAACAUCCUCGCCUCCAAGCUCUAUCGUCCAGGCAGCGUGGCCUAUGUGUCCCGCUCAGGCGGCAUGUCCAACGAACUCAACAACAUCAUCUCCCGUACCACUGACGGUGUUUUUGAAGGUGUGGCCAUCGGAGGCGACAGAUACCCGGGCUCUGUGUUUACUGACCAUGUGCUGCGCUACCAAGACACUCCUGGAGUAAAAAUGAUUGUUGUACUGGGAGAGAUCGGAGGCACGGAGGAGUACAAGAUCUGCCAGGCUAUUAAACAGGGCAGGAUCACAAAGCCAGUGGUGUGCUGGUGUAUUGGCACCUGUGCCACCAUGUUCUCCUCAGAGGUUCAGUUCGGCCAUGCAGGAGCCUGUGCUAACCAGGCCUCUGAGACGGCAGUGGCUAAGAACAAGGCCCUGACAGAAGCCGGUGCCUUCGUCCCAAAGAGCUUUGAUGAGCUGGGCGAGAUAAUCAAAUCUGUUUAUGACGACCUUGUUGCCAAAGGAGUCAUCCAGCCAGCCGAAGAGGUGCCUCCUCCCACUGUGCCAAUGGAUUACUCCUGGGCACGAGAGCUUGGUCUGAUCCGUAAGCCAGCCUCUUUCAUGACCAGCAUCUGUGACGAGAGAGGUCAGGAGCUCAUCUACGCAGGCAUGCCCAUCACCGAGGUCUUCAAGUCAGAAAUAGGCCUGGGAGGAACUCUGGGGCUGCUCUGGUUCCAGAGGAGGUUGCCGAGGUAUGCCUGCCAGUUCAUUGAGAUGUGCCUGAUGGUGACUGCUGAUCACGGCCCUGCUGUUUCUGGUGCCCACAACGCUAUUGUGUGUGCCCGAGCUGGCAAAGAUCUCAUCUCCAGCCUCACCUCGGGCCUCCUCACCAUUGGUGAUCGCUUUGGAGGGGCUCUGGAUGCUGCAGCAAAGCAGUUCAGCAAGGCAUUUGACAGCGGUAUGCUGCCUAUGGAGUUUGUCAACAAGAUGAAGAAGGAUGGCAAGCUGAUCAUGGGCAUUGGACACAGAGUCAAGUCGAUCAACAAUCCAGACAUGAGAGUCCAGAUCUUGAAGGACUUUGUGAAGCAGCACUUCCCCUCCACCCAGCUUCUGGACUACGCUCUAGAUGUAGAGAAGAUCACCACAUCCAAAAAACCCAACUUGAUCUUGAAUGUGGACGGCUUCAUUGGUGUUGCCUUUGUGGACUUGCUCAGGACCUGUGGUGGUUUUACAAGGGAUGAAGCUGAUGAGUUUGUGGAAAUCGGCGCUCUGAAUGGCAUCUUUGUCCUGGGACGCAGCAUGGGAUUCAUUGGACACUACCUGGACCAGAAGAGGCUGAAGCAGGGUCUGUAUCGCCACCCGUGGGAUGACAUCUCCUAUGUGCUCCCUGAACACAUGUCCAUGUAACCAGAGGGUCUAAACCUACUGUCCCCCACACUGUGACCCAUCACCUCGAAGCAGUGGCAUAAUAUAGGGAAGAUGUUACUACUAAUAUAUAGCUGUAAAUGGCAACUAUUGAAAAAGAAGAAUUUAAUGUUUUUAAUUUUGGAAACCUGUUAGUGCUGCAUCUGUGUAAAUAAUAGUGAAGCCUGCUAAACUGUGAAGCUCCAGUCACACAGAGUCAGGGUCUGACUGUGUGUUAGGGAGAGUUAAUGAUGAAUCAGGUGGGAGGUAGUGGAUUAUUCACCUGUCGACCACCACCACUAUAACUCUGAUGGCUACAACAGUGAAGUGCUGUUAUUUACGCCCAGAUAUUACAUUGUUGUAUUAACCUAGCAUGUGUGUCUAUCCCGUCUCUCUGCAGCUCUCUUCAUUGUGCCAUUUCAAAAUCACGAGCUUGCUACAAGGGGUGAACAUGUUGUGCAGUCAUGCCAAUAAUAUGAGAACAUACUGUAGAUCAGAGCUUUAUUUAUGUAUAGAAGUGUUCAUGGUGAAAACUAAAUGGUUAUAGUUUUUGAUUUUCUGUAAUGUUUUUUGACAACAGUGAAACAGCAGUCUGCUUACUGUGGCGAACGGGACCACCUCAUGAGUCAUUCCUGGCAGGUGCUGCCAUUUGCUGUCUGCAGGAAAUGUUCUCUCUCAGCUGGUGCAUAACGUGGGAGUAUUUCCUACAAGGUUUUAAAUGGAAGUUGAGAGUUCUUAAUCAUCAAGAGUGGAAAAUAAAUAUGUAAUUUCAAUGUUUUUUUUCUUUCCCGAGCAUUUUAAGUGGAUUAUGGUAUUUUGCCUCAGAUCCCAAAAUGCAGUUCAGUUAUAAUCCCAUCUUCUUAUUCAGUUUUUGUUUUUUAAAUACAUGCACUAAUCCAUUACAAUAAGCUUACUUGUUGUUAGAAUAUUUUUGUGACGGCCUAAUAUGGCAGUUAAAUGGCAUUAUAUAUUUUUACAUGAUUAAUAUGUUAGUCUUCAUAGAUGUCUUCAUAUUCUUUUAAUAAUUGAGAUUUUUCCAUCAUAUUGUUUCAUUUCUGUGUUAGAAGUUCAACACUGGACUUUGAAUGACCUUUAAAAUCCCGCUCUAUUAUCCACUGACUGUUUCUGUUUAACGAAAACAUUUAAUGUGACACAGACGAUGUACAGGUCUCACCUUUUAGAGAAUUUGACACUCCUUCCAGAUCACUACCAAUUUCAUUAGACUUAGGUGCAGGACAGAACUCUCUUCUGUAAUCCUCGCUGACAUUCGAUAAUGUUAAACAUUUUCCAAAUGUUUAUGUGGUCCAAAAGAAAGUAUGUGGCAGCCAUGACCAGUGUCAUCUUCUCUGUAAAUGUUGCAAAAAUUGUAGAAAAAUUCUGUGGACAAACCUCACCAGUGUUGUCACAAUGUUUUUGUUUUUAACUGUUUCAGUGUGAACUGGAUGUGCCUCUGUACUGAUUUGUUGUAUGUUGACAACUGUGUAAUUGAGUACAAUAAAAUGUAAUUGAUGUAAUGUAAUAAUGUGGUAUGAUUUCAUUCUGGUCUUGCAUGUGUGUGUGCAGUGUUGAAUUUUGAAAUAUUUAUACUUAACCUCUUUCUGGAUACAAUGUUGAAUAGUUAAUUUGGUAACUGAAUGCAUGUGCAGGGUUAAGGUGGCAUUGA